This is a messenger RNA of Electrophorus electricus (electric eel), 4046 nucleotides long. RefSeq names its product myocyte-specific enhancer factor 2A-like. Gene Ontology annotation, molecular function: protein dimerization activity; DNA-binding transcription factor activity, RNA polymerase II-specific; RNA polymerase II cis-regulatory region sequence-specific DNA binding. Gene Ontology annotation, biological process: positive regulation of transcription by RNA polymerase II; cell differentiation. The record is from RefSeq and is a predicted model, not a curated record. Lineage: Eukaryota; Metazoa; Chordata; Actinopteri; Gymnotiformes; Gymnotidae.
ACUGAUACGGACGUACCUGAAAACUCAACAUCUACUCCAGAUAUUUAACGGAUUCGGUGCCUUUCUGAAGACACCCAAGGCAGUUGCAGUAGUUUAUCCAUCCCAUCAGAGGGCGCUGUGGUUCAUCUUGCAGUUAGUAUGAUCCGUUUUUUGGGAUGUUUUUCAGAACAUUGACUGGGAAUGGCUGAAAAAUGCUUUUAUUUUUCACUAGCUCGAAGCGAUAGUUCUCAUUGUUUCCCCACAUUUUUUUGAUUUGUUUUUAUUUUUAAUACAUUCAUGAUCAUCAUAUUUCUAGAAAGAUUACAGUUGUCCAAAUGCAAAAGUAUUUUUGAAUAUAGAAGAGGGGGGUUUUUUUACCUGUUGGAAGCUAACUGGCAAUUUUAGGUGGUUUUCAAAGCAAUAAUAUUCAAAUAUUUAUUCUAUUGAAGAUCUCCAUUUUGGAGAUUACCAGUGUGAAGUAUUUGAGUCAGAGCUCUUCUGACAGAAGUGGGCCCUUUAAUACCCUAAAGAUAAAAGUUGGUGGGAAUAGAAGAUGAAAUUAAAAAAGAAAAAUUUUAUCCUACUGAAUGCUUGCUCAGAAUGAGAUGAUUAACGAUGAACUGCCAUUUUAAUGUAAGUUAAAUCUUUAAAAGUUAAAAGAACUGCUGGACCAUAGCUGAGUCUUGCAUCCAACUCUUCAGGCUUCUGUGUGGUUUGCAUCUGUCGCUGAAUGUAUGUCAUUAAUCUUUUCCGCUGAAGCUCAUACACAAAUGUCUGACAUCACAGUGAAUUAAAUGACAUUUAUCAUCAUUUUUGAACUAAAGGUCGUGUUGCCAGUAAUGCCUGUUUGGCCGUAGGCAUGGGGACAUUAAGUAAAUAAACAGUUCUGCUGUCCAGUUUUGUUCCAGAAAAUGUGCUCCUGAAAAAUCUCUGGUGUCAGACAGGUGCCAAAAGACUGACCAUAACGUCAAUAAAUACAUUUUUAGUAAAUAAAUACAUUUUAAACAUAGUCAACACUUAAGGAAACACAUGGUUUAUUCAUGUGAGGGAUAUAGCGGGCUAACCCUAGCCUCCGCAACCGUCGAGAUUAUAAACCUGGCCUGGGUUUGGAGCAGGCAAGCCUGGGAAGAGCAAUGGAAAAGAAAAUUAAGGAUGACAGCAUAAUCUAUCAUGAAGUCGUCCAAUAACUGAACUCUUUAAAGUCUUUUCAAGACCAACCUUCAGAAAGUAGACUAUCUGAACUUGAUGAACUACCCCAACCGCCCUAAGUGUUCUGUCUCUACAAAUGUUGGAUAAAAGUGUGAACACAUUUAAGAUGAUUUAUACAAGUGUUCGAUGAAAGUGAACACGUUUAAGAUUUAUAAGCGUUAGUAGCCUGUUUAUUGUGAAGAAGAAGCAUGUAUUUCAGUUGUGUGGAAUUAGCGACCUACAAAUAUUAUUCUGUCGGCCUAUUAACAUAACGGUAUCCGAAAACUAGCGCGAUGUUGAUGUCCUGCGCGACUCCCGACGAUCCAGAAGUGAAUGACCGCAACCAUCCUGUGCGAGGUCGGUUCUUGACUAAUGUCUGCGAGGGAGGAGUCGAAGGGACGCGUGUUCGGCGAUUAUUCGCCACACACGCAAGUCGAGCAGGCAGAGGACAUGUUUACAUCAUAGCCCGCUGCGAGUGUAGUCGCUAAGGCGCUCGUCUUCUCUACGACACAGGGAUCCAGAAGAAAGAUGAGAAGCUUCGGGUUCUGACGACACACGAGCAGCUGAAGGGUCCGCAGAGCAGAUUCCUCCACAGCACUGCGGCCGUCGUUUUAGAGGGAGAGCAUCGCUGGGAGAAUGGGCCGAAAGAAGAUCCAGAUCGCUCGCAUCGUGGAGGAGAGGAACAGACAGGUCACCUUCACGAAGAGGAAGUUCGGCCUGAUGAAGAAGGCCUACGAACUGAGUGUGCUGUGCGACUGCGAGAUCGCCCUCAUCAUCUUCAACAGCUCCAACAAGCUGUUCCAGUACGCCAGCACAGACAUGGACAAGGUCCUGCUGAAGUACACGGAAUACAGCGAGCCGCACGAGAGCAGGACCAAUGGCGACAUCAUGGAGGCCCUGCACAAGAAAGAGCAGAGAGGCUGUGAGAGCCCAGAAGCAGAUGCCUCCUCAUACAUCCUUACGCCCCACACAGAAGAGAAAUACCAGAAGAUCAACGAAGAGUUUGACAACAUGAUGCGCAAUCAUAAACUUGCAAACUGUGCGGAUGUCCUAGCCCAGCAUAGCUUUAGUGUAUCCGCGUCUGUGCCCGUUAAUGAGCCCUAUGCCAGGGGUAGCUUGGCACACACCCAGACCCUACCCUCACCUACAAGCAAUCUGGACGAAGCGACCAUGCUGUCCCCGAUCCCCAGUGCAGUGCAGCCAGCCCCCACCACUGGACUGGCAGGUUGUACACAGGGUCCAUCAGAUCCCACACUGAAUGGCGUACACUCUGGUUCAAUUGUGAACGGCCUCGCCGGAACCCAGAGAGAAAACAGCACGGGAGGAGGCCUACCAGCCAAAUCUCCUGCGCCCCCUACAGGGAGCCUGGCGCUAGUGGGCCACAAGCCAGAGCUACGGCUGCUGCUUCCACCUGCUUGUAAGAGCAACGCGCAGACCCUGCAGUCAGAGGAGGGAGAGGGGGAUUCGAGGAUCAACAGCCCACAGUCCAACCAAUCACUGACCACACCGGUGGUGUCCAUGGCAAGUCCCAGUUUGCCACAACAGGGCAUGCCAUAUACUGCUAUGACCUCUGCUUAUGACUCAGAUUAUUCCCUCAGCAGCUCAGAGCUCAGUAAUCUACAUGGAUUUAAUUUGCCAGAAAGCCUCACUUUGGCUUCAGGGCCAUCAUGGCAACACAUUCAGUUGGUCCAAUCAGCACCGACUUCUCAGGGAGCCUCUCGUCACGCAGUCCAAGUCUCCAAGCGCUCGUCCUCCCCCUCACCGGUCAUCAACAUCAAGGCCGAGCCCGCCUCCCCACCCGGAGAGCCACACACACCCUUGGCUUUCCUUGCCCUGCUCCCACCUUCCUCCAGACAGGAGGCGGGGCGCUCUCCAGCUGAAAGCCUCAGCUCCUCAUGCAGCUCCUAUGAGGGGAGCGACCGGGAGGAGCAGCGGAGAGACCUCAACCCCCCCAUGCCUGUCCCGGGCCAGGCGAGACCCCUAACAGGUCUGGAGACUAGUGGUGGCCCCUCUCUCAAACGGCUGCGCAUGGACACCUGGGUGACCUAGCGCCCCCUGCAAAACUGCAGGCUCAGAGGAAAUAUCCAAGAAGCUGGCAGUUUUGUCACUUUUUAUUGCAGUUAAUAGUAAUGCAAUUAUUCCUUCUUCUGUGCAGCAAGAACGUUUGGGACAAGAAACAAGAAGUGCAUCUCCCAAAGGGAGUGUAAACACUGGAGAGUCAGAUUUUGAUACUCCUGAAAGAAAACCUAGUAUAAAGAUUGCUCUUACAGGUGUGGAGCGGUAUGACUGAUGGUUGGUUGUGUGCAGUGUUCCAGUUGUAUCUCUCUGUCAGCUGAAAAAUGUCAUUUAUGAUGUACCUGAAUUGUUUUAAUCAGGAACUGAAGUAUGAGUUUUAUUAUUGCAUUUGCAGUACAACAGAAGCCAAAAGUGUUGGAUGUUUAUAUUUGUUUCUUUGGUUUUCUUUUUGGAUCGUGAACGCAAGCCAUUCUCUUUAUUUUUCACUCCUUAUGCUAAAUGGGCAUAAACUAUUUGCAUUUUUUUCCCAUGUUCAGUGCUUUGGCUCUAUAACCUUUUUAUUGUCCUUGCAGUUUUAUAAUGACCAAGCUCGGAGAUGCCUAUUCUGUGUGAUGUGAACUGUACCAGGGGCAGCCUAUUCAACUCAACUUCUGAUCAACACUCAGUUUUAGCCUUUCAGAGGCGUUAAAUGGGUGUUUUAGAGAUGCCCAGUUUCUUCAUAAGUCCUUGACAAAUAAAAAUGUGUGUUUGGUGGGUGGGGGGUUGUUUUUUUUACCUGUCUUCUUUGUAACCUUCUUUUAAAAGCCUAUACAGUGGACAUUUAAUAAUCUCUAUUUAUUAAACCAGAAAUAUUGUGUUUGAAA